Micropterus dolomieu (smallmouth bass) is the source of this 2858-nucleotide messenger RNA. RefSeq names its product solute carrier family 7 member 5 (gene slc7a5). Bases 282 to 1829 code for a protein of 515 amino acids. Gene Ontology annotation, molecular function: L-amino acid transmembrane transporter activity; neutral L-amino acid transmembrane transporter activity. The transcript has 10 exons. Gene Ontology annotation, biological process: amino acid transmembrane transport; neutral amino acid transport. Lineage: Eukaryota; Metazoa; Chordata; Actinopteri; Centrarchiformes; Centrarchidae. Gene Ontology annotation, cellular component: membrane. The record is from RefSeq and is a predicted model, not a curated record.
CACGCCGAACUAAAAGCAGGGGCUGGCCUUGACGGAGGAGGGCCAUCCAGCCGAUUUCUAUAGUUUUUUGUACACACACAGAGUAGAGAUGCGUGAAAGCACGCUGCUCUGACUCACACCAACAGACGUACGGAGGACUCCUCGUGGCUGAGCCCGGCCGGCAUCACAGCGCACACCCGGACCGUCAGAGAGGAAGAACAGCCACAGAGGGAGAAGUCGGCGAAGCGGGAAGCUUUGUGACCCCGAGUGAGGAAGAAGAAGGAGGAAACUGAGCCCGAACGAUGUCGGCGUUGAAGAAGAGAAACUCAAAUUCCUCUGCAGAGAGGGAAGAAGAGGACAAGCUGGCCACCGAAAUGAUGCUCCAGGGUGGAGCAUCGGACAGCGACGCCAAGAGCCCCAACAACGCCGCCGGAGGAGAGGGAGGGGGGCAAGGGGUCGCCCUGAAGAGGACCAUCACUCUGGUGAACGGCGUGGCCAUCAUCGUGGGCACCAUCAUAGGCUCGGGCAUCUUUGUCACCCCAACCGGCGUGGUGAAGGAGGCCGGCUCGGUGGGUCUGUCCCUGAUAGUGUGGUCGGUGUGCGGGGUGUUCUCCACAGUGGGAGCCCUCUGCUACGCGGAGCUGGGGACCACCAUCUCCAAGUCCGGCGGGGACUAUGCCUACAUCCUGGAGGUGUACGGCUCUCUGCCGGCUUUCCUCAAACUCUGGAUCGAGCUGCUCAUCAUCCGGCCGUCCUCCCAGUACAUCGUCGCCUACGUUUUCGCCACGUACCUCCUCAAGCCGCUGUUCCCCGUGUGCCCGGUGCCGGAGAACGGAGCCAAGGUCGUGGCCUGCCUCUGCAUCCUCUUGUUGACGUUUGUGAACUGCUACAGUGUGAAGGCGGCCACCAGAGUACAGGACUUCUUUGCCGCUGCCAAGCUCCUGGCACUUGGACUCAUCAUCAUCAUCGGCUUCGUCCAGAUUGGCCGAGGCAGCACAGACGGCCUCCUUCCAGAAAAUUCAUUCAAGGGGUCCAAAUAUGAGUUUGGUAGCAUUGGCCUGGCGCUCUACAGCGGCCUGUUUGCCUACGGCGGCUGGAACUACUUGAAUUUUGUUACUGAGGAGAUGAUUGAACCUUACAAAAACCUGCCUCGCGCCAUCAUCAUCUCUCUGCCAAUAGUGACUAUAGUGUACGUUCUGACCAACCUGGCAUAUUUCACCACCCUCUCCCCGGAGCAGAUGCUGGGCUCAGAGGCUGUGGCUGUGGACUUUGGCAACAGACACCUGGGUCCGAUGGCAUGGAUCAUCCCGGUGUUUGUAGGUCUGUCGUGCUUUGGAUCAGUCAACGGCUCUCUGUUCACGUCAUCCAGGUUGUUCUUCGUGGGUUCCCGGGAGGGCCACCUGCCCAGCCUGCUGUCAAUGAUCCACCCCACCCUGCUGACCCCACUGCCCUCACUUAUAUUCACUUGUCUGAUGACGCUGCUCUACGCCUUCUCCAACGACAUCUUCUCCGUCAUAAACUUCUUCAGCUUCUUCAACUGGCUCUGCAUCGCCAUGGCGAUCGUCGGGAUGAUGUGGCUCCGUUAUAAGAAGCCGGAGCUGGAGCGGCCAAUCAAGGUGAACAUUCUGCUGCCGGUGAGUUUCGUGCUAGCCUGCCUCUUCCUCAUCAUCGUUUCCUUCUGGAAGACUCCAAUAGAGUGUGCGAUAGGCUUCGGCAUCAUUGGUACUGGAAUUCCUGUCUACUUGAUCGGCGUGUGGUGGAAGAGCAAACCCAAGUGGCUGCUGCAUGGAAUCUUCUCGACCACAGCCUUGUGUCAGAAGGUGAUGGAGGUGGUGCCUCAGGCGUCCUAAAAGGCUUCGCCCUUUACACCAGCCAGUGGCCAACCGGCUUGCGCCAACACUGUCCUCUUGGCUCUGACAUCACAGCUGAUAAAGCUUGACCUAUGUUGACUCCAUUCACUCCCCUCUCUCUCUCUCCCUCUAUUUCUCUCCCUCUCAUAUACACACACACACACACAGACACACACACACACACCCUGUCUGCAGGGCACUGAUAAAGACCUGAUGAAGACAGAAACAAGUGUUUGAUACUACUGUAUCUUGGCGGUCAUCAACAAUCUUUCAGUUGUUUCUUUUGUUGCCAACGUUUUUUGGCUAGUUGAGUAUGGACUUUUUUUAGUCACUAACUAUCCAUUGUAGGCUGUUCAGUGUUGGUGUUGUUUUUUACAAUGCAUUUCAAUGAAUUGUUUCUAUUUUACGGUUGUUUUUUUUGUGAAUAAGUUCAUGUUAAAAAUCUCUCCUCAUUAGAAAACUGUUGUAUUUAGCAAGUUGUGCCUUACGUGGUGAAUGAAGGUGUAACUGUCAGCUGUGGCAGUAGUUGUCGAUGGUGUCUGAGGCUGCCGUCAGAGACCAUUAAAUCCUGCAAGCAUCCACAUUUAAUCUCCUGGAACCAACUUUUGCUUACAGGUAGAAGUUGGAGUUGUUGCUAAACAAGUUUAGUUUAGUCAAAUAUUCAUGAAGCUUUGCAUUGAAAACAUUUGUUCCUGCAGUCAUUACAACUUUUUAGCACUUUUAGUUAAAUCUUGUGUUGUCUGUUGUUGCUCUUCGGUCCAUGUUGUGGCCUGUUGGUCGCUGUAAUGCCCUGUCUGUUGAGUUUUAGUCCUGCUCUCUGUCGUUUAUUUGGGACUGAAUUUUGUUUUUGUUUUUUUAAAGUUGUCUAUGCUGCUGUAGGAGUAAAGUCGAAUGAAGAUCUCGCCGUGUUAGAGAUGUUUCCGUUUUCUCAUUUUUACAGUAACAAGACUGUCGACAAAUGUAUCCCAUUCAGUGGAGGUGUACUUUCAUUAGUCAGCUGAAUUAAACACAUGCAGUAAAUUAAGCUUA